Molecule: messenger RNA, 814 nt
Organism: Fimicolochytrium jonesii
Lineage: Eukaryota; Fungi; Chytridiomycota; Chytridiomycetes; Spizellomycetales; Powellomycetaceae
Exons: 2
Coding region: 206-442 (78 amino acids)
Biological process (GO): superoxide metabolic process
Molecular function (GO): metal ion binding
Source: RefSeq, a predicted model, not a curated record
AAUUCGGUUAAUGCGGACUUGCUCUUAGUUGCAGCGACAUGGAAAAUAUUCAAAACAUGUGCGUUGGUGGGCAACGGUGGGAGCUCGGCCGCACGAGGAGGCAAAGCACAGAUGCGGGUUUAGAGGCACUCUACUUCGUAGUCCUUCCUCCCGCAACUUGCGUUCCUUCUCCAUAUACAUAGGGAAAAACAUCAUUGGCAAAGCGAUGGUCAUCCACGCCCUGGAGGACGACCUAGGGCUCGGAAACGCUGUCACAUCAAGGACGACAGGAAAUGCUGGUGCUCGCGUGGCGUGCGGUAUCAAUCACCUUGAUUUCAUCAUUAAACCGAACGGCUGGCUUUCCUUUCGAUCACCGCCUCUUCCCAUCUUCGCUUGUGGCCUGGCGCAACGAUGUCGGAUCACCACAUUUCAACCGCUCAAAGCGGCGGACCCAGCGCCUUGAUAAUCCCCCGAUCGAUUUUCGCUUACUACCCCUCCUUCCUUUGUCAGUUUACUUUCUGCGAGCAGUUUUCACCGGCCAACGACAGGUCUGGGAUUGACAAUUUAGCCCUUUUGGCGAUGCAGAAUGUCGUUCCCCUGAUCCUGCGUUAGCCACCAGCCAACACCUUUUUCUGCCUCUUCCUUCAUUCGCCUCCUCCAUACCGUUCCCAUAAAGCGUAAACUUGAUAAAUCUGGUGCUGAUCCAACCUUUCUGACGAUGUUGAGGGACUUUGGACUACGAUCUCCCUUUAGCCCUUUCUGUUUCAGAGACAAAGACCGUCUUCAUACAAAGCCGCUCCAAAUGGCAAAUGGAUCACACCCUGUGCUCGCAAAU